AUGAAGUUGGGAUCGCCGGUGAAAGAGUGGAUUGAGAACGAGAUAAAUUACAGCGUCCAAUAUCUUAAAGUGGUUGAGAUGUAUGGAUAUAAUGGUUACACCAUUGAAGUGGACCUUAUCAAGUGGUUCCUUAAAAAUGUUGUUUCCCUUGAGAAGAUUUCUGUUGAUCCUUUUAAUAACCUGGACAUGCUACCUUCACCCUGGGACAAUCAACCUGCCAUAUUUUGUGCAAAAGCUGAGAUAAAACUUGAAGACAAGAGAAGGAAAAGCUCUAAUUUUGGCGUUUGUUUCAUUUGUUGCUCUCCGAGACCCAUCAGUGUUUUGUUUUUGUUCCUGGGAUGUGUUGAUUUUGUUGCUGUCAUUUGUUGCCCUUUUGGAAAAGCUCAAUUUUUUGAAGGGAUUAAGCUUGCGAGUACAACUGAGCUGCAUAAAACUGAUGAUCGGAUUAGUGAGCUCCCAGAUGAAAUCCUUACUUGCAUCUUAUCGUUUCUAAAACUCAAAGAAGCUGGCAGAACUAGUGUUCUUUCCAAAAGAUGGAAGCACGCCUGGACUUAUGUUCCUGACCUUGAUUUUGAUACAUUUACUAUAGAAUGCUACUGUGAUAAGAUAUUCAGGUCCAAGCGCUUUGUGAGGUUACCUGCAAGGGGAUCCAAAGAAAUAAAGAGACUUAAAAGGGAAAGGUGCAAGUUUGUUAAUUGGGUAAACAAGGUGGUAGACUCCCAUCAAACCAUGAGGUUGAACAAGUUCAGAAUUUAUAAUCAUUUCGAUGAUUCCUUUCGGGAGGAUAUGAAUAAAUGGCUUCAGUAUGCCUUCAACAGGGGAGUGGAAAGGCUGGAAGUUGACCUGUGGAAGCUUGGCCUUCAUCCGUCGUCCUCCUGUGGAUCUUAUGUUUUUCCUUCUACAAUUGUUACUCAAAGAAGUUGGAGUUCUCUGAAAGUGUUAGUUUUUAACAACGUUAACGUCUCCGGGAGCGAUCUUGAAUCAUUUUUGCACAAUUGUAAGUUUAUUGAAAGUCUGGUGGUACGGGAAUCUUGUGGUUUAAAGACUCUGGAGGUUUUUGGUCCACAGCUUGCAUUGCAGCACCUGGAAAUUUUAAAUUGUACCUUAGAGUCCAUUACUGUGUGUAAUGCUAAUCUUUACUCGCUAAAGAUUGAUGUUACAUCAAAACUAGUGCUUAAGAAUGUCCCCAGCUCAUUGAGAUUCACUUUAUGGACCAUUGUCCCUGUGUAG
Messenger RNA from Oldenlandia corymbosa var. corymbosa, 1230 nucleotides. The record is from the annotation of a GenBank genome assembly. Lineage: Eukaryota; Viridiplantae; Streptophyta; Magnoliopsida; Gentianales; Rubiaceae.